AUGGCCGCCCAGGGUGCCCUUCGCCAAACAGCCGGCAGCGUUUCCAUCAAUACAACAUGGCCAAAAAACGCUUCCUAUAUCGGCCCCCGUAAAUUGCCAAACAAUUUCAACACCUAUAAGCCCGCAUUAAGCCUUGGCCGUUGCAAAGAGGUCAUCCCGAACCCCGGCGGUAAGAUGAACGGCCUUGAGAUCUCACCGUUCAUUCGCUCAUUACCGAAAGUCGAGCUGCAUGUCCACAUUGAAGGAACGCUGACGCCGGCACUGCGCUGGAAACUCGCCAAGCGGAACAACGUCCCGCUCAAGUACGCGACCUUUGAGGAACUUCUUGACUCGUACAAGGUCACAUACAACCACCGGAAAGAAGUCAACGGGGACGAUGGACGCCCUACCUUUCUGGAGGCUUACUUCGCUGGCUGCCAGGUCUUGUGCACCGAACACGACUUCUAUGAGCUUGGCAUGGCAUAUCUGGAGCGAUGUAAGGAGAUGAACGUGCGGUAUACAGAGCCCUUCUUCGACACGCAAGCCCACACCGAGCGCGGUAUCCCGGCAGAAGUCGUCCUGGACGGCUAUUUACGGGCUCAGCAGGAGGGCGCCAAACAGUUCAACGUGCAAAGCAAUUGGAUCUUCUGCUUCCUGCGAGACCGACCAUUUGAGGAGGGCAUGGACGCCUACGAGGCUGCCCGGCCCUGGGCCAGGGUGCCAGGCGGCAAGGGUCUCUUUCAUGCCGUCGGCCUUGCAUCGAAUGAAUUCGACAAACCACCCCUGCUCUUCGAGACGGCCUUCCUCAAAGCCAAACAGGACGGCCUCUACGUCACGAUGCACUGCGACGUCGACCAGAAGGAUGCGGCCGAUCACGUCCACGAGGCCAUAUUCGACGUCUGUGCCGGGCAGGGCGCGGACAGGAUCGACCACGGCCUCAACGCCAUCGACCGGCCCGAGCUGCUCCAGGGUCUGCGGACACGGAAGAUCCCCUUGACCCUGUGUCCGCACGCAUACCACCGACGCCAGCAGACGGAGGUGCUGUUUCCCAAGAUAACGAAACUGCUCGAUGCGGGCGUCCAGAUCUGUAUCAACAGCGACGAUCCGACGUACAUGCACGAUGUGUGGAUAGAUGGGAACAUGCAGAAGACGUACACGUACUGUGGCUUGUCCCAGCGCGACAUGGUGCGGCUGGCACGCAAUGGCGUCGAGGCAAGCUGGGCGUCGGACGAGGUCAAGUCUAGACUGAACCAGGAGCUAGAUGCAAUAGAAAUUGAAUGA
Molecule: messenger RNA, 1260 nt
Organism: Cyphellophora europaea CBS 101466
Lineage: Eukaryota; Fungi; Ascomycota; Eurotiomycetes; Chaetothyriales; Cyphellophoraceae
Product: adenosine deaminase
Exons: 1
Coding region: 1-1260 (419 amino acids)
Biological process (GO): adenine catabolic process; hypoxanthine salvage
Cellular component (GO): cytosol
Molecular function (GO): adenine deaminase activity
Source: RefSeq, a predicted model, not a curated record